GGGAUCGGGGCCCUGGGGUGGCGAGUGGAAGGGCAAGGCCCGAGGGCGGCCCAGGGCUCCCCCAAACCCGGGGCUGGGACUGAGACCCUCCAGGGCGGGAGGGUCCUCGCUCUGGGGAGAGCAGAGACUCCGUCCCUCUUCCUCCUUCUCAUCCUCUCCUACAUCUUCAUCUUUCUUUCUCUUUUCCUGCUCGCUUUCUUCUCCUCCUCCUCUUUCUCCUUUUUUCUCCUCUUCUCCUUUUCCUCCUCUCCUUUUCCUCCUCUUUUCCCCCUCCCCAUCCUCAUCUCUUCUCUCCUCCAUCUCCUUCUCCUUUUCCUCUCCUCCCCCCUCCGCCUUUUCCCCCCCCUCUCCACCUUCCUCAGGGUUUUGGGGACCAUCACCCUAUAGCUGGAACUCCCCCCUCCUGGCUGAUCCUCCCCCCGGGUGAUUUCCCUCCUGGAUGAUUCCCCGUGCUCCAGGUGGAGGUUUUUCCUGCUGGUCUUUCCACUCCUGGGGGUGCCCAUGGGGGUUCCUGAGCCCAGAACUGUCCUCGGGGGGUGGAAGGGGCUGUCCUGGGGUUUCUGCUUGGGAGCUGGGAUUUUCUGUGGGGAUUUCCUUUGGGAAGUGGUCGGGGAAGCAGGAGCUGACCCUUCCCUGGGCAGAGCGCCGGCGCUCGCGCUCUACAUCCCGGGACAGGGACAGGCGGCGGCGGGAGCGAUCCCGGUCCCGGGACAGGGACAGAAGGAGGAGCCGGUCCCGCUCCCCACACCGGAGACGAUCCAGCAGGUCCCCACGCCGGCACCGCUCCAGCUCCUCGUCACCGGUGCGGCCCAAGGAGCGCAGGGAUGAGGAGAAGAAGGAGCUCAAGGACUCCAAGAAGGAGCGGCAGAUCACAGAGGAGGAUUUGCAAGGCAAGACUGAGGAAGAGAUCGAGAUGAUGAAGAUGAUGGGUUUUGCCUCCUUUGACACCACCAAGGGGAAGAAGGUGGAUGGUGCUGCUAACGCCUACGCCAUCAACGUGUCCCAGAAGAGGAAAUACAGGCAAUACAUGAACAGAAAAGGAGGAUUCAACAGGCCCCUGGAUUUCAUCGCCUGACAUGGGGACAUGACUCACACCAUGGAAGGAUUUCGCUUCCCUGCACUCUCCUGGGUGGCUCUGAUYCUGUAUUCCAGUGGAAUUUGGGUUAUUCCCAGCAAAUCCCUGAGCCAGAGCUGCCAUGAGUUUCUGUUUCCCAGGUUUUUGUUAUUAUUUUUUAUGAAAAAGGUUGGUUCCUGGCUGGGGUUUUCCUGUGUUUUCCCUGGUUUUGGUUUGUUUCUGUGUUAAUAAAACCCAGAUCUAUUUUUUCCUUUAA
Molecule: messenger RNA, 1331 nt
Organism: Malurus melanocephalus (red-backed fairy wren)
Lineage: Eukaryota; Metazoa; Chordata; Aves; Passeriformes; Maluridae
Gene: SNRNP27
Product: small nuclear ribonucleoprotein U4/U6.U5 subunit 27
Exons: 5
Coding region: 440-1075 (211 amino acids)
Biological process (GO): RNA splicing
Cellular component (GO): precatalytic spliceosome
Source: RefSeq, a predicted model, not a curated record